Molecule: messenger RNA, 1845 nt
Organism: Vespa mandarinia (Asian giant hornet)
Lineage: Eukaryota; Metazoa; Arthropoda; Insecta; Hymenoptera; Vespidae
Product: protein phosphatase 19C
Molecular function (GO): protein binding
Source: RefSeq, a predicted model, not a curated record
AAUGGACUGUCCUAUAGGAGAAACCAUCUAAAAAAAGCGCUGAUCUACUUCAUAGGUAGUGUGAAAAUGAAGUUGUGUUUUAAUUUAUAUUAAAAUAAUAUAAUAUAUAAGUAUUCACUAAUUAUUUUGAAGAAAAUAUUAAACAAAUUCUUAUUUUUGUUGCAGAUUUAUAUACUUAUUUUUAUAUGUUCAAUUAUAUUUAUUAUUUUCUAUGCAUUUAUCGUAAAACAAAUGUGUAUAGACAUAGCUAGCACAGAUUACUGCGAAACGCACGCUCUAUCGAAGAAAGAUAUACAUAUGAAAGAUUGAAAAGUAUGCAUCUAGUAACACUAAUUAUUUUAACCCAAUGAAACCAUUUUUAUAUACGCGUAAAGGGAUUAACUAAACAAGGUUAUACACUACGAUACGAUAGUCGCAUAGUGGGGUUAGCGUUCCCUAUUUGUAUUCGUAGUUUAUAUUUUGUCCAUACCUAUCGUUGAAGUCACAUACACUUUGAACAAAAGUUGCACCACGUAUUGUAUAGUGGUGCUUCCAUUGAUUAUUUUAUCGUUGUGUAAUUCGUUAGUCUGUAUCGAUGUACUUCUACUGAUGUCAUGUUCAUUGGUGUCCUCUUUGUUCGUGGCGUAUCUUUUCAUGGCGUUUUAAUGCCCCAAACAUAACUUUGAUUGAAAAUCGAUCAUGCCAAAAAUUAUUUGAUGAAAAACGGCCAACAAAUUAUAAUCAUGAACGAAUAAAGACACUGUAUUAUACUUCAUUUUAUUAUUUUCUACAUGUAUGCAUGCUGAAUAAAAGAGUUAUUCCGGCUAUUUAAUCAACAGAUUAUUUUAUUUUAUUGAGAUAUUAUUUGAGAAAAAAUGGAAAAAAAUACUCAUUAUAUAGAGACUACAUUUAUGAAAUAUGAACAUCCAAAAUAUUUGUGGUCUGUCGAAGAAUUCUUUGAUGAUACAGUAAAAAUAUCACCCAUGUUUCUAUUGCCAUCUUGUUCAUAUGCAGUCACAAUGAUGUAUCAUAAUGAUGAUCUUAUUCUGCAAUUUGAUUUUAAGAAGAAUCAUUAUGGUGGAUAUUUAUUUGUUAUAUGUAAUAUAUUACAUUUAGAACAAGCAAGACAGAUUAUAGAUAAGACCCAUAAAAUAAUUAAAUAUGAAGAUCUGAUGUUAGAUGAAGAAGAAUUUGAUGUGUCACUUGAAGUCACUCAUAUAUUUCCUGUGACUAAACAAUUGCCCAAUUUCAAGUUAAAACAAUUACCAACAAUAAUGAAACAUAUAACUUCAUUGCAAAGUAAUUCAGAAUUAAGUGACCUAUCAAUUUAUGUUGAAGAUUCAGUGUUUCCUGUGCAUAAAUGUAUACUUGCAGCACAUAGUCCUAUAUUUAGAAACAUGUUCACAAUUGGAAUGAAAGAACAAAAAGAUAAGAAAAUUUAUAUAACUAAUAUAGCAAAAGAAACAUGUAACUCUAUGUUGUCUUAUAUAUAUACUAACAAAUUUAAUGAUUUAGAUAAUAUUGCAAAUAAUCUUAUUUUUAUAGCUGACAUGUAUAACAUACAAGAUUUGGUAGAAUUAUGUAAAGAAACUUUGAUCAAGAGCAUGAAUGUAGAAAAUGUGUUUGAUAUUCUUAUUAUUGCAGAUGACUUACAUAUAAGAGAUCUAGAAUUACAUUGUCUUCAAUAUAUAUCAAAAAACAGGAAAAAUAUUAAUUCAAAGAAGGAAUAUGAAGACAUAAAGAAAUAUUCAAAUAUAGUAAUCAAACUUGUGGAUUUCAUGAUGAACUGAAAAUACUUUAUUAUUUUAUCAAAAACUUAGUGUAUUAAAUUAAUAGAAAUAACUAAUAAAUUCUUAAUAAAUUCUU